This is a messenger RNA of Sinocyclocheilus grahami, 397 nucleotides long. Its product is annotated as kinesin-like protein KIF20B. The annotation marks the transcript as partial. The record is from RefSeq and is a predicted model, not a curated record. NCBI's taxonomy places the organism in Eukaryota, Metazoa, Chordata, Actinopteri, Cypriniformes, Cyprinidae. The transcript is spliced from 4 exons.
CUUUGUCCUGAUUGUGUUUUAUUGUAUUGGUCCAGAGACUCAUCCAGGCAUCUUGCCUUGUUCCCUCAACAUGAUCUUCAGUAGUCUGGAUGGUCUUGUCUUCACCCAGAUGUGCCUUUUUAAAAACCCAGAUGUGAGCUUUUUAAAGAGACUGGUGCACAGAGUACGUCUUGCCAUAGCUCGAAGUCUGAUCUUGAAGAUGAUUCCACUUUGUGAUAUAAGCUCUGCAGUGAUGGAUGUACACCAGGUUUUCAAUUUGGGUCUCAUUUUUGAAAUCUACAAUGAGAACCUCCACAACUUGCUAGAACAGCAUUCAGACAAUGCUUCACAGAGAACCAACCUCCGUCUGUGUCAGGAUGUCAAAGGGAACUCCAUCAAAGGAUUUUAUCCAAAGUGA